CCCCGGCGGCCCAUCGGCUCGCAGGUCGCCCCGGGCGCCUCCGCCCACUCGCCCCAUUCCGCAGAGCGAGCCAGGCCGAGGCGCCGCUGCCCGAGUGUCGGAUCCGAGACGUGGCUCCCGGCAGGAAGAACCAUGUUGGAUUUUGCAAUCUUCGCCGUUACCUUCCUGCUGGCGUUGGUGGCAGCGGUGCUCUACCUCUACCCGGCUUCCAGACAAGCUGCAGGAAUUCCGGGGAUUACUCCAACUGAAGAAAAAGAUGGUAAUCUUCCAGACAUUGUGAACAGUGGAAGCUUGCAUGAGUUCCUGGUUAAUUUGCAUGAGAGAUACGGGCCUGUCGUCUCUUUCUGGUUUGGCAGACGCCUUGUGGUUAGUUUGGGCACCGUUGAAGUACUGAAGCAACAUAUUAACCCCAAUAAGACAUCGGACCCUUUUGAAACCAUGCUUAAGUCAUUAUUAAGGUAUCAAUCUGGUGGUGCGAAUGUGAGUGAAAACCACAUGCGUAAAAAAUUGUAUGAAAGUGGUGUGACUCAUUCUCUGCAGAGUAAUUUUGCUCUUCUGCUAAAGCUUUCAGAAGAAUUAUUAGAUAAAUGGCUCUCUUACCCAGAGUCCCAGCAUGUACCCCUCUGCCAACACAUGCUUGGUUUUGCUAUGAAGUCUGUUACACAGAUGGUAAUGGGUAGUACAUUUGAAGAUGACCAGGAGGUCAUUCACUUCCAGAAGAAUCAUGGCACAGUUUGGUCUGAGAUUGGCAAAGGCUUUUUAGAUGGAUCACUUGAUAAAAGUACUACUCGGAAAAAACAAUAUGAAGAUGCUCUUAUGCAACUGGAAUCUAUUUUAAAGAAAAUCAUAAAAGAACGAAAAGGAAAGAACUUCAGCCAACAUAUUUUCAUUGAUUCCUUAGUACAAGGGAACCUUAAUGACCAACAGAUCCUUGAAGACAGUAUGAUAUUUUCUCUGGCCAGUUGCAUAAUAACCGCAAAAUUGUGCACCUGGGCAAUCUGUUUUUUAACCACCUCUGAAGAGGUUCAGAAAAAACUUUAUGAAGAGAUAGACCAUGUUUUUGGAAAGGAUCCUAUUACUCCAGAGAAAAUUGAGCAGCUCAGAUAUUGUCGGCACGUACUUUGUGAAACUGUUCGGACUGCCAAACUGACCCCAGUUUCUGCCCGGCUUCAAGAUAUUGAAGGAAAGAUUGACAAAUUUAUUAUUCCUAGAGAGACCCUUGUUCUUUAUGCACUUGGUGUGAUACUGCAGGAUCCCAGGACUUGGCCAUCACCACACAAAUUUGAUCCAGACCGGUUUGAUGAUGAAUCGAUGAUGAAAACUUUCUCCUUGCUUGGAUUCUCAGGCAUGCAGGAAUGCCCCGAGUUGAGGUUUGCAUAUAUGGUGGCCACAGUUCUUCUGAGUGUAUUGGUGAGGAGGCUGCACCUACUUUCCGUGGAGGGACAACUUAUUGAAACUAAGUAUGAACUGGUAACAUCAUCCAAGGAAGAAACUUGGAUCACUGUCUCAAAGAGAUAUUAAAAUUUUAUAUGUUUAACUUUCUGAAGGAAAAUGAUGGUUUAGAAAAUCUAUAUUGAAUCUUUUUAUAAACCAAGUAAUACUAUACCUACUCAUACUUCAUUAUGUAAAUUUGGAUUUUUGUAUAUCAGAUUUUCUUAAUGCAUGAUAUACAUUUAUACUUUAUUGCAUCAAUAUAAUGAUAGUUCUAACAGGAAGCUCUCUAUUUUAAUUUUUGUUUAAUCACUUUCUGUUUUUUAGUUUUUGUUUUGUUUUAUCACUUUCUAUGACAGUAUCUUCAUAUUAUUUUUCUUAGUUUGAUCUCUAAAUUUCUUGAAGAGAGACAUUAUUUUACACACUUUGGGGAAUCAUGUUUUCUGAAUAUUCAUAAAAGGAAAACAUCCCAACUUCUUUUCAUACUUUACAUCACUUUAAAGGGGGAAAACAAGGACUUUCCAUAAUUUUAUUUCUUGAAUUAACAUUUUUAUUUUCUGAGUAUAAAUUAGUUUAAGUUUAAUCAUUGUUAUUAGGUUGAGUGACCUACCUUGUACUUGCCUACUUUUAUGCCUCCCAGAUAAUAGUGUUCAUUUCAUGACUUAUACAAAGCUCAUAAUUUUGAAUGGUUCUGAGUCAUUUGGAAACUACUGAAUGUGUUUUGAAGUGCCACCUAAGUGACAAACUAAGAUUGAGGCUUGUCUUACCUUCUGUUUUGCCGGAAAUUUUAGUAGCACUAUAUUACUUAACCAAUUCUUAUUUGUGGGAAAAACUGAAUCCCUAAUUUGUUGUUAUUAUGUCAUAUAAUGAACUUAAUGAUUAUGAAACAAGAAAGCACCAACUAAAAACCAAAACCAAUUUUUUUUUUUUUUUUUUUUUUUUUUAUGAUAGUCAUACAGAGAGAGAGAGAGAGAGGCAGAGACACAGGCAGAGGGAGAAGCAGGCUCCAUGCAUCGGGAGCCUGAUGUGGGAUUCGAUCCCGGGUCUCCAGGAUCACGCCCUGGGCCAAAGGCAGGCGCCAAACCGCUGUGCCACCCAGGGAUCCCCCAAAACCAAAUUUUAAAAAAGAAAACAAACAUUACAAAACAUAUGACAGGGAUAAUAUCCAUAUGAUAUACAUAUGAUAUAUAAAUAGCUUGUAUAAGUUGGUAAGAAAACAUAAUAGAUAAAUGGUCAAAAGACAUAAACAGCUUUUAGAGGAGGAAGUAGCAAUUCAACCUUUAGGAAAAAAGGUCAGUCUCACUAGUAAGCAAAGAAAUAUUGGGGCUAUUUUAAAAAUAUUUUAAGUGGCUUUGAAAAUUUACACCUUGUACUGAUAAGUUUUAUAUUUAGUACUUUUUAUUGAUAACACUGUAGUUUAGUCCACUUUUUUUGGUUACAUUGUUCUUGAGGAACCUUUUUUUUUUUUAAGACAACAACUGGAGGAAAUAUGCCAAGUGCAGAUAGAGAGGAAAGGGAGAAAAAUGAUAACUGUUUGCAAGUGGGUUUAUUUUUGACACUGCUCAAUUCCUCUUGUAAUUUUAGUUUCAAGACUACUCUAGUUAUUGAGUUAUUUUAUGCUGUGUUUAUGGUCAGAUAGCUAACAUUUUAAAACUAGUUAGGAGUGGUUAAAAUAGAUUUUAAGAGAUUAGAUGCCGCUUUUAUAUCUGAUGAAAAUAGUUAAUUUAUGGAAUAAUUUAAAUUCUAAAACUUUAAGUAAAAUGUAUUCUUAGUUCUCAGCAUCAUGUUAUUUCAAAAAGGCACACUGUUAAAUUCCCUCCUAUCAUUUUGUAUGGUUUUGUGUAUAUAGAGCAUCUUCCUUUAUUAUCCAAGUACCUUAAUUGGUUUAGAAACUGGCAGUGGAAAGUUAGAGUAGGCAAUUGAUACGUAGACCAAGUGUCAGUAAAAUCAGAUGAGAUGAGGAGAAUUUUAAAGCAAGUGAGACCUGAUCAGCAAUGAUAAAGGGAAAAAUAGGGCAGCUGAACAGAGAGUGAGGGAAUUGGCAUACUGCCAACAUAUAAGCCAAUGUAUAAUUACUAAUAAUGAUUUGAAUUAAGGAAAAUAAAAGAAUCAGGUAAAUAAGCAAAUUUUAUCUGUGGUUAUGUGACUAAACACAUUACACAUAAAUUAUCUUCUAGUGGAUUUUAAAAAAUAAAAAUACUGUUAACCAUGUA
Messenger RNA from Canis lupus familiaris (dog), 3644 nucleotides. RefSeq names its product cytochrome P450 family 20 subfamily A member 1 (gene CYP20A1). The transcript has 13 exons. The record is from RefSeq and is a predicted model, not a curated record. Bases 133 to 1521 code for a protein of 462 amino acids. NCBI's taxonomy places the organism in Eukaryota, Metazoa, Chordata, Mammalia, Carnivora, Canidae. Gene Ontology annotation, molecular function: heme binding; oxidoreductase activity, acting on paired donors, with incorporation or reduction of molecular oxygen; iron ion binding. Gene Ontology annotation, cellular component: membrane.